This is a messenger RNA of Liolophura sinensis, 3088 nucleotides long. RefSeq names its product protein FAM117B-like. The transcript has 4 exons. The record is from RefSeq and is a predicted model, not a curated record. NCBI's taxonomy places the organism in Eukaryota, Metazoa, Mollusca, Polyplacophora, Chitonida, Chitonidae. The annotation marks the transcript as partial.
GAAAUAGAAAACUUAACUAUCUCAAGUGGGGAAGAGCCAGAUGAAAAGAUAUCAGACAAUAUUUUUCUUCAAGAUGGCCGUCGUGCUCCAGGGCCAGAUUUGUGUAGGGGAAGCAGCACGCGGAGUAUAGACACCCAGACGCCCUCAGGCUAUGUGGACGAGGGGGCGACCAGCAGCUCCGGCAGUCGCUCGCACUCUGUCAGCCCAGCUCUUCCCAUCAUGCCCUCGGGGCCCAUGGAUAACUCUCGUCCGUCCAGCGCCGGGGAUUCUCUAGAUGUUUGCACUACAGUCAAAGAGGCAGAAGCCAAAGUUGAAGAGAAGGGUGGUGAUAAUGAAGUGUCCCCGGAGUCCCCAGACGUCAGCUUACAGUCUAAGGCAGCUAGUCCCAUGCCCAAUAAGUCCUGUUCUUUUGUCCGCGAACCUCCAGACGGAUGUGAACGGGUCAAGGCCAUUGACGAAAAAGAGAGACCUCGUAUCAAAGAACCGCUGUUUCGGCCGGUGAAGCCAAAUGAGUUCGUUUUACGUCCAAGUGCUGGAUCAGCUUUUAGUCCGGCAUCAUUGAAGGAAACCUACAGUUCAAUAAUGAGCAUACCGGGUCACGCUGGUCACCUAGCAGUAAAGAGCCCAGUUCUUCAGUCUACUGCUCCGCAAACCAGCAUUGAGAGUCAGUGAAGAGCAUAGUGUCAUUCCAGGCAGACUGCGUACACGUCAUUGCCAGCCAGCAGGACUCCAGCCAACCCCCCACCACCCACUCCGUACCCUCAACUACAGUGUCCUUGUUAUACAGAACUUGCACACGCACCAGGUUGUACCAUUCCUCCAGCAGGAACCCGCAGGCUGUAACUUUCAUAUUCAUCUCAUCUGCGUGUUGAAUUAUUUCUGAAACCUGGCACCCACCCUGUCACACCCGUAUUGAAGAGUGUUUGCGAGCUUUGUUCGUGACCUGGGGCCGUAUUGACAGUUCUUGAACUGAGAAGGACAUGUACACUGUCUUUUCAUCUGUUUGUCUGUCUGCAUACUACAUGAACAGAUCCAUUCCUGACUUGGGUCUGGCAUUUCAGCAUUGUGCAAGCUUUGAGUUGAACUGUUAGUUUCAAAAACCUUUGCACACAUUGGAUCUGUACUUAGUGUAGGACUUAGUGUUGAUUUGCAAUCAUGCUGCAUGACUGUGCACUUCAGCAAGCUCCUGGCUUACCAGCUAGACAAGCUUGUAUGAUUGCAUUCAUGUAAGCUCCUGUGACUUAAAGUGAUAUGAACAGCUUGUGUCAUUGCUCUCAAGGAAGCCUCUGUGACUUACAAGCUAGACAAUUUGAACAGCUUGUGUGAUUGCUCUCAAACAAGCUCCUGUGACUUACCAGAAAGAUAAUUUGAACAGCUUGUGUGAUUGCUCUCAGACAAACUCCCAUGACUUGUAAGAAAGGUAAUUUGAACAUAUUAUGUAACUGAUGUCAAGCAAACUGCAGUGAAUGGCAAGCAAGCUCAUGUGAACAGCUUGUGGAACUGUGGCUAACUGCUCUCAAGCAAUCUGUUGUUGAAAUGCAAACAAGAUCAUUUGGAUAGCUUGCAUGACUGUGCUUUCUUAAGCAAUCUGUUUUUUAUGGGCAUUGUGAUCAUUUGUACUUACGACAGUGAGAGAACAACAUCUGGAUUGAUGCUGCAGCUAUCUUGGACGUAUUAUUGGUUGUGUGUGUGGAGAACCAGUGCUGUGGACCGGUGAAACAUCACACAUAUUUGAAUACAGACCUAUACAUGUGGCUAUGCAAAGGGAAGCAACUCUGGUAACCCCUGAUAAGCCCCAAGUUCACAACUGAACAGUGCAUGCCUUGUACCACAAGGUUUUCUUAUCAAUAUUGGUUUUUCAUCCAUGUGUAUUGUACAUGUAGGGCACAUGUUACCAGAUUUACCUCCCUUUUUGUAAAGAGCUGGGGAUGUUCAAAGGUGGACUAGGCCUGGUUACAGGUGCGUGACAUUGCUAAAUUCCAUGUACAUGUUCAGAGAAUCGUGUGUAGAAUCAGUUCUGGUGGCCAUCUCCCUAAGCUGUGUUGUACCUCCAUGUAGGCCUACAUAGUGCUGACCCCUGCCUGUACCUGGGUUUAUUAAGUAUCAGUUUUUAUGCAAGGUCAUAUGUAUAUAUCUGUCAGCUUUUCAGAAUCCAGAGUCACAGUUGUUCAAAAAUCAUUUACUUUGUAUUUGGAGGAGACUGUUAUUAAGAUUUAAGCCUGGCUUGACUUUGCUACACUUUUGACUGACUGGCCUUGGCUAUUCAUCAGUGUAUCAGCGGUUAAGCCCGGUAUUAUAAUCUUGAAUGAAAUCCCAUUGGGUUUGUAUUAAGACAAGACUGUCAUUUAAGCCAUGUUUAAGUUUUAAUACGCUUUUGAUUGGUCGACCUCAGAUUGCUGUGUUAGACUGGUUGGAGAGGGUUAAUGUAGUAUUUCAAACUCUGUCCUCUCACAUACUUCUUAAUGCCAUACCCGGUGCAUUACAACAAAGGGGAUAUUUGGACAAUUGGCUGUUUAAUAGCAAAGUGUACAUUAGGUGGUCAGACCUUAGACAAUGUGAUCGACCAUUCACUCAACAGUAUCUACAGGAAGGUAGAAUUUCCUGUUUUGAUACUCUGGGCCGCUGUAUGUGCAGUGUAGGUGUUGGAAUAUGACGACAUGGCUGGGUUGGCUGUUUGGGGUGGAAAUUAUGGUUUUAAACAGUACUGUAAGACCUGUAUUCCUGCAUGCUGCAUUUACCUGUACCUGUACAUGGAUCAGAUUCAAGUUUGUGACGUUGCAUAGAGGCGUUCAUUGUGUGCAUGUUUGCUAACAAUAUGUUUGUACAGCAUUGUCCAGUGCUACUUUGCUUUGUACAGAGCAAACCUGCAUGUGCAUGUAGUGUUACAGAAUCACCUACUACAUUUUACCACACCCCCUUCCCUGUCAUGUGACAGUCCACGCCCAUUAUCUUCUAUUGACAUCUUACUGCCCAACAUGCCUAAAACUGUCACCACUGAUUUGUUACCCUUGUGUACAUGUAUGUACUUCUACUGUCUCAUAAUUUCAGGUAAAUUUAUUUGUUGCCCAACCUUUUGUAUAUAUACACA